Messenger RNA from Micromonas pusilla CCMP1545, 6819 nucleotides. RefSeq lists its product as uncharacterized. Bases 1 to 6819 code for a protein of 2272 amino acids. The record is from RefSeq and is a predicted model, not a curated record. Gene Ontology annotation, biological process: regulation of post-transcriptional gene silencing. Lineage: Eukaryota; Viridiplantae; Chlorophyta; Mamiellophyceae; Mamiellales; Mamiellaceae. The transcript has 3 exons.
AUGGCGGCGGACGCGGACGUCGCCGCGCUGUUGAACCACGCGCACGCGACGCCCGCGGUGACGCGCGUCGCGAUCCGCGGCGUCGUCGAUCUCCUCGUCGCGCGUUCCGCGUCGCUCUCGGACGCGACGAAGAUUUUGCGGCGAUGCCUGAGUCGCGGCGCGCCGAGCGCGGCGGUGGACGAGACGUGCGCGGCGACUGGACGCCUCGUGGAGAGCGGCGCGUUCGGCGCGGACGAGCUCGUCGGCGAGCUGCUCGCCGCGCUCGCCGCGCUCGCCGCGGAGGGCGGCGGCGGCGACGCCGCCGCCGCGACGUCCAUCGUUCGCGGCAUCGGGUGCGUCGUGAUGGCAGACGCGUCGUCGUCGUCGUCGUCGUCGUCGUCGUCGUACCGCGACAGCGGUCCCGCGCACCCGCUCUCGCGCGCGCUCCGCGCGCACCCCGCCGCGGCCCCCGCCGCGGCCCUCGCGUGCGUCACGAGCGCGCUGAGCGCGCGCGGGGGCGGGACGGGGACGGGGACGGGGACGGGGACGGGGACGGGGACGGGGACGCGCGCCGGCGCCGGCGUCCCCGCCGUCGUCGCGCUCGCGGAGCUCCGCGGGUUCCUCCGGCACGCGCUGCUGAGCGAGGGGGGCGCCGACGCGGCGACGGCUGACGUCGUUCCACAUUCCACAUUCACGCCGUCGUCGUCGUUCCGCGCGUUGCUUCACGCGCGGUUGACGCGCGUCGCGUGCGGCGCGCCGUCGGCGGCGUCGGCGGCCGUCGCGGAUCUCCUCGUCGGGUGCCUCCCGUGGUACCGGUACGCGCGCGGCGACGCGGCCGCGCGCGCGUGGGUCGCCGCCGCCGCCGCGGACGUCGCGGACGCGGUCGACGCCGCGUCGCGGUACGAGCGCGAAGCGGCGGCGGGAUGUGGAACGUCGAUCGUCGCGAAGGCGAAGGCGCUCGCGGGACGCGCGGCGACGGCGACGGCGGCGGCGUGUCGCGACGCGUCGCGCGCGGGCGACGACGUCUCGCCGUUGCUCGGCGUCCUUCGACGGCUCUUCGCGAUUUGCGUCGCGGGUGCCGACGAGGGUGGUGCCGACGAGGGUGCCGACGAGGGUGCCGACGACUUCGACGCCACGGCGGUGGCGUGCGACCUCGCGUCGUGCCUGCCGAGCGCGACGGAGAAGAGCGCGUCGGCCGCCGCGGCGCUCGCCGCGACGUUGGCGCGGUACUUCGCGGGGCCCCGCGACGGUUCGCAUCCCCGCGACGGUUCGCAUCCCCGCGCGGGCGGCGCGGUCGCGGCGCUGAUCGCCGCGCGCGCGUCGUGCGCGCUCGCGCUGCCGGCGGGGCAGGGCGGGCGCGUCGCGGCCGCGCUGGCGACGGAGCCGGCGCCGGGAUUCAGAUACUCUCAAUCGUCGUCCGAACGCCGCCGCGCGGGCCGCUGCGCGACGAUCGACGCCGUGUUCGUGGACGCGAUGCGCGACACGUGGCGCGACGACAGCCAUCCGAUCGCUGUCGCGCGCGCGCUGAGCGCGCUCGCCGCGGACGGCGCGUCCGAGCUGUCGGAAACGUCGGAGAAACGUCGCCGCCGCGCGCGGCGGAGAAACGCCGCCGGGGACGACGACGACGACGCGGGGUCUGACCCCGCGGAUCCGUAUGCGUCCGUCCACGCGUCGGGCGCCGCGUCACCGCACGCGCCGCCGCUGCUGCCGCUGAUGCUCAUGUCGCACCCGAGCGCGCGCGUGCGCGAGGCCGCGGCGAGGUCGCUGAGCGCGCGCGUUCGCGCGAUCCCGACGCGCGCGCCCGCGUCGGCGCCGGCGUUGCUACUGCGCGUCGCCGCCGCGUCGAGACGCCGCGACGACGACGGAUCCGUAAAAGACCCAAACACAGAAGACGACCAUGGAUAUUAUGGUUCAUCCGUGAAUGAUGAUAACAUCCCCCAUGAAGUCGCGUCCGCGCGCGCGCUUCUGGAGACGCUGCGCGCGGCCGCGAGCGGCGCGGCGCACCCGCUCGGCGCGCCCGUGGCGUUGAAGACGCUGGCGCCGCUCGUCGCCGCGUCGGGCGCGUUCUAUACACUGGUCCCCAUACGACCGCACGAAAAAACCGGCGCAGGCGCGGACGCGCGCGCGCGCGCGCUGUCCCUCGCGCUGCUCGCGCGCCUCUGGAGCCACCACCGCGGCGCGUUCCCGCGCCUGAAAGCCGCGUGCGAGCGCGCGAGCGCGAGCCGCGUCGCGGACGUCGUCGUCGGCGCCGCGAGCGCGUGCGCGUUCGCCGCCGCCGCGGACCCGAGCGCCGCGACGGAGCUCGUCGUCGCGUUGAAAACUUUUUUGACGUCGCCGACGGCGCCGCCGGCGGCCAAAGCGCUCUCGCUCGAGGCGAUCGCGUCCAUGUGCGACGGCGACGCGCUCGAGUUCUACGCCGCGUUCAAGGUGGUCGCCACGAGGGGCGCGAUGCCGUCGCUGCCGAGCGAUCCGAUCGUCGCGUCGCGGUGGACGGCGUUGCUGGGGAGAGGCGCGACGGACGCGGCGGCGUUUCCCGCCGCCGCCGCGUCGUGCGCGGACGCCGCGUUCGGCGCGCUCACCGCGGGUCUGGACCAACCGGGUCCGGGCGACGACGACGACGACGGUGAGAACAAAGAGAAACGCGCGAGGGCGUGGGUCGCGACGCGGACCGCGGCGUACGCCGCGCUCGGCGCGUACGACCCGGUCGUCGUCGUCGAGGGGGUGUUCGACGACGACGACGACGACGACGAGAAGGAAAAAGAGAAAGAGACGGACGGUCGGCGCCGGCGCCGGCGCGUCUCGUCCGCCGCCAUCGCGGAGGCGAUGCUCGACGAGCCGACGCCGUUCGGGGACGUCGUCGACGCCGGGAUCGCGACGGUCGUCGCGCUCGCGCGAUGCGAGAGCGAGACGCUCGCGAGGGCCGCGCUCGCGCCCGCGGCGGCGCGCGGCGGCGGCGGCGGCGGCGGCGGCGCGAGCGCCGCCGUCGCGUCGCUCGCCGCCGCCGACGCGACGUUACAUCGCGCGCUGCAGGCGAUCCCGCGGCGACUGCGAACGAUGCCGUCGCUCCGCGGCGGCGCGAAGCGCCCGUCGUCGUCGUCCGGGAGCGAGGACGCCGACGCGAGCGCCGCGGAGAUUUGCCCGGGCGGCGCGGGCGCGCAUCUCUUCCUGUUCCGUCCGCGCGUGCCGCCGCCGACGUCGGACGACGACGGCGACGGCGAGAAGGCGAAGGCCCGCCGCGCCGCGUCCGUCGCGAGAGAACGCCGCGACCGCGCGCACGCGUACCGCCGCGCGUUCUGCGGCGCGCUGUGCGGCGGCGGGUUGGGGUUGUCGACGCCGCCCGCGUCGUGGUCGUGGCACGAGGCGUUCGCGGCGCGGUCGACGCACGCGUUCGCGCGGCGCUGGAUCGCCGCGGAGGCGGCGUCGAGGGCGGGCGCGGCGGGGACGGAGACCGCGUCUGGCGGCGGCGACGGCGCGCUCGAGGAGGCGAAGGACGCGGUGUUUCGCGCGGCGCUUGACGCGUUUCGCGACGCGACGACCGCGGACGGGGCGCAGUGCGCGGCGAGGGCGCUGAGCUCGCCGGCGUUGUUGCGGCAAGACGAGAGCUCGAGCUCGAGCUCGAGCUCGAGCUCGACGGGGGGCGCGUUCGGAACCGGAACCGGGUUACGAGACGACGACGACGACGACGUCGAACGCGAUCCGAGACGCGCGGAGACCGCGACGGACGCGCUGCUCGAACGACUGGACGACGCGCGCGAACCGGACGGCUCGGAGCGCGGCGUCGCGUUCGCGCUCGGACUGUGCGUCGGCUCGUGCCGCGUCGGCGACGCUGAGAGACGCCGCGCGGUCGCGUCGCGCUUGAGUCGCCGCGCGUUCGACGCCGAGAGCUUCGCCCGCCACGGCGCCGCGGCGGUCGCCGCCGCGUGCGAAGCCCUCGGCGCGAUGCUCGUCCGCCUCGGCGGCGACGUCCGGCGCGACGGCGCGGGCGCGGGGGCGUGGCGCGUGGAGCUGCUCAGAGAGCACUCGCGCGCGUUCGUCGCGCGCGCCGUCGAAGCCGCGGCGCUGUCGCCGGAGGACGCGGACGACGUCUUCGGUGGUGCGUUCUAUCUCACACUGGUUCCCAUACGACCGCGUCGGCGUGGUGAACGCCGAUCCUUAAGGACUUUCGCCGUCGUCUCUCUCCGCCCAGGGUCCCUCGCUUUCAAUCCCGACACACCUCGACGCCUUUCAACGCCAACUGACGCCUUUGAACUCCACCCCGACGUUCGCUCGCGUGGACCUUCGACCCUAGGUCUUCGGUGGCGCGACGUCGACGCGAGCGACGGCGGCGGCGGCGCGUCCGGGAACGCCGACGCCGUCGCCGGGCUCGUCUCCGGGCUCGCGCUCACGGCGUGCGCGCUGGACGACGCGUCGCUCGACGACGCGUCGUCGCGGCUUCUGUGGUCGGGGAGCGGCGGCGGCGGCGAUCGAGCGACGAAGACGUCUUUGACGACGUCGCGGUCCGCGGCGCUGACCCGCGCGCUCGUCGAGCGGCUCGAAGCCGUCCGAGGCUCGUGUCCGCGCGUCGUCGCGUGCGGCUGCCUCGCCGGCGUCGCCGUCGCCGCGACCGCGGCGCUGUCCGCGAACGCGCGCGUCGACGCGCUCGUCCUCCGAGCGACGCGCGAGGCGACGCGUCGAUGCGAAUCAUUCGGAUCGUCGCUUGGAUCGUCUUCGCUUGGAUCGGACGACGACGUCGCGGUCGUCGUCGCCGCCGCGACCGCGGCGGGGUCGACGCUCGAGUCCGCGCUCGCCGCCGGCGUCGCGACGCCCAAGGCGCUCGCGCGCGACGUCGUGCGCGCGCUGACGUCGAUCGCGUCGUCGUCGUCGGCGGCGUCGAGCGCGCGCGCGGCGGCGGCGUGCGGGCUCGCGUCCGUCGUCGGCGCGGCGAGAGGGCUCCUCGCGGUCGAGGACGCGCGGUCGGUGUCGUCGCUCGCGCGCGGGGGCGACGAGAACGACGUGUAUACGACGCCGCUUCUGUGGGGCGCGCGCGACGGCGCGUCGCUCGCGCGCGACGUCAUGAAGACGUUGACGUCGCUCGCGUCCGCGGACGGCACGAGAGAGGCGAAAGAGCUCGACGGCGAUAGAGCAGCGAGCGCGAGCGUGAACGUGGAGGUGCGGGAGGUCGCCGCGUGGGGGUUAGCGUCCGCGUGCGAGCGCGCGAGACGCCGCGCCGCGGCGUCCGCGACGAAUGGGACGGGGGCGGGGAAGGACAAGGACGACGCGCUUGUCGUCGCGGGCGCGCUCGGCGUUCUCGCGCGCGCCGCGCUCUUCUCCUCCCCGAGCGCGGCGAGCGACGAUUCGGAUCCCGAACCGUCGCCGUCGCGGCGCGCCGCCGCCGCGCGCCGCGCGUCGAGGGCGCUGCGUGCGCUGUCGCGCGUCGAUCGCGUCCCCGCGGGGGAUUGGCCGGGCGCGCUGCGUCGGCUCGUCCGUCUCGCGCGCGGCGUCGGCGACGGCGACAGCUUUGGAAAAUCCGCGCGGAGCGCCGUCGAUCGUCGCGCUCGAGACGACCUCUACGACGCGUGCAUCGCUCUCGCGGUCGCGCACCCGGGCACCGCCGUCGGCGCGGGUCUUUUAGAGCGACUCCUCGGCGACGGCGGCGACGACGACGACGACGACGCGCGCGCGUGCGACGUCGACGUCGACGGCUGGUCGGGCGGCGACGUCACGGGAUCCCCCCCGCCGCUCGCCGCGCUCCCUCCGUCCGCGGUCUUGCGCGACCUCGGCGCGUGCGUCCGGUCGCUGCCGCGGUCCGCCGCGGUCGCGGCGCUGCGUCGGUGCGCGGACGUCGUCGCGAGGGCGUGCGUCGCGGCGGCGAGCGACGCUUCAGAUCCCGAACCGUCGCGGCGCGCCGCCGACGCCGCCGCCGCGGACGCCGCCGCGGACGCCACGGGCGCGCUCUGGACGUCCCUGUCGGACGCGUCCGCGCGCCUCCCGCGCGGUCCGUGGCCCGAGCGCGAGCUCGUGGACGCCGCGCGCGUCCUCGUCGGCGCGCUUCGCGACCCGCGCGGCGCGAUCAUCGACCACGCGGUGGCGCACGCGCCGAGGGUGGGCGGCGGCGGCGGCGGCGGCGGCGGCGGCGGCGGUGAGACUGCUCCCCAUACGACCCCGUUCGCGUGGUGCACGUCGUUCCUUAAGGUCUUUUCCCGUCGUCACUCUUCACCCCCGCUUCCCUUUCAACGUUUGACCGGCGGCGGCGGCGGGAGAUUCGCGUGGUCGACGCUCGCGGCGGGCGUCGAGCGCGCGUCGCCGGCGGCGGCGGAGGCGUUCCGCGCGCGUCUCGCCGCGACCGGCGCGCUCGCGUCGUCGGAACUCCCUCCUCUGAGCGCGUGGGGCGAAACGCGCGGCCGCGCGGCGCGGCUGCGGGCGUUCGCGUCGUCGCUGCGAGGCGCGAGCGUGGGGUUGCGCGCGCGGUGGCUCGAGGAAGCCGCGGCGGCGGCGGCGGCGGACGACGCCGUCGUCGCCGAGGACGGCGCGCGUUGUCUCGGCGUCCUCGCCGCCGCGUUCUGUCCCGCCGCGUCCGCGGUGCUUCGCGGCGACGAAGACGGCGACGGAGUGACGCACGGUUCCGUGGACGGGGAUCUGGACGCGCUGCCGUUCACGCUGCCGUCGCUGUCGUCGUCGUCGGCGGCGGCGGCGGCGGCGGGGGGCGACGCGGCGCUGUCGCGUCUUCUCGACGCCGCCGUGAACGCCGGCGGCGGGCUCGGGGCGAGGAGCGCGGCGAUCGCGCGCGCGACCGUGCGCGAGAUGCGCGCGAGGGUGCCGCGGGACGCGUGGGAGCGCAGCGCGUGGCGGCUGGAGUUGUGA